Messenger RNA from Trichoderma breve, 435 nucleotides. RefSeq names its product ethD domain-containing protein. The coding region runs from base 1 to 435 and encodes 144 amino acids. The transcript has 2 exons. Gene Ontology annotation, molecular function: oxidoreductase activity. Lineage: Eukaryota; Fungi; Ascomycota; Sordariomycetes; Hypocreales; Hypocreaceae. The record is from RefSeq and is a predicted model, not a curated record.
AUGGCUACCAAGCAAAGACUCCUCCGCUUGACGCUCAUGCAGUACAAGAACCCCAAGAUCACCGAUGAAGAAUUCCAAAAGCACUGGAGCGAGCACCACGCACCAAUCGCCUCCAGCUGGCUCGCUCGCAACGGAAUCGUGGGAUACACACAGUACCACACACCUCCCGAAACACGCAACCUAGCCACUGCCCUCGCCGAGACAGUGGGAGCUACUGUCGCGCCGUUUGACGGCUACGUCGAGUUUUUUGUUAACAACCCCGAGGAUCUGUGGAAGGCUACUUCGGACCCGGAGUAUCCUGUUAAGAUGCACCCUGACGAGCAGUACAUGUUUGAUAGUAGCAAGAUGCAGGUCACGAUUGGGUGGGUCGAGGUGUAUAUCCAGAACGGAAAGGUGGUCAACAUUGUUGAUGGCAAGUCUGCAUAUGCCCAGUAG